This is a messenger RNA of Ostrea edulis (European flat oyster), 2778 nucleotides long. Its product is annotated as cap-specific mRNA (nucleoside-2'-O-)-methyltransferase 1-like. Gene Ontology annotation, molecular function: methyltransferase cap1 activity; protein binding; nucleic acid binding. The transcript has 22 exons. Bases 131 to 2542 code for a protein of 803 amino acids. Lineage: Eukaryota; Metazoa; Mollusca; Bivalvia; Ostreida; Ostreidae. Gene Ontology annotation, cellular component: nucleus; cytoplasm. Gene Ontology annotation, biological process: 7-methylguanosine mRNA capping. The record is from RefSeq and is a predicted model, not a curated record.
UUGAGAUGGACGUUUUCAGGUUUCAAAAAGAAAGAGUUAUCUAUCCUCGAUAAUGACUCUUCAGCAUUAGAGGCGAAAACAUUCUUACAUCGAAAGUGAAAGUGGACUUUCCACUAACCAAACAACAGGCAUGGCAUCCCGUAGUUUAUCAGAUUCAGAUUCUGAGCCGGAGGAUGCUCUACAUAUUGGUUCCAACAAUGACGACACAGACUCCAACCAACCUCCCAGAAAGAAGGCGAAGACCAAUAGUUCUGGGACGUACAAUGACUUCUCAGCCAGGAUGAUGGCAAAGAUGGGUUACAAGGAAGGACUUGGUCUUGGUAAGAAGCAGCAGGGUCGUGUAGAAAUUGUGGAAGCAUCCAAUCAGAGAGGGAGGCGGGGUCUAGGCAUGAAGAUCAAAGGGCUGGAACCAUCAGAGGAAAUAGACUGGAACUUCGAAACAGAACAGAUAAUUGAAAAAGAAGAUGUAUCAUGGAUCCCGACGUGUUCGGAGCCAGUUCCCAGCAUUGAAAUAAUGAGAGGGUGGAAACAGAUUGGACAGAAAAAAUUAUCAAUAGACGAUGAAGCUGAAUUUUGUGAUGAAAAUGUUUUAUCAGCAAUUUUAAACAGUAAGAGUGUCUUUGAUGAGUUGGAGCCAGAAGAAAUGAGGAGAGCCAGAACAAAAUCAAAUCCGUAUGAAACCAUUAGAGGCGCGUUCUUUCUCAACAGAGCAGCUGUCAAAUUGGCUAAUAUGGAUUUUAUGUUGGACUUUAUGUUUACAUCACCAAAAGACGCACAGGGCAAACCCAUGCUCCGGCCAUCAGACAUACUAUAUUUUGCUGACAUUUGUGCUGGCCCUGGUGGUUUCAGCGAGUAUGUUUUGUGGAGAACUAAAGGGGAUGCCAAAGGAUUCGGAAUGACCUUGAAAGGUCCUUGUGACUUCAAGCUGGAGGAUUUCUUUGCUGGUCCGCCAGAGAUGUUUGAGCCUCACUAUGGUGUUGGUGGGAUCGAGGGGGAUGGUGAUAUUUUCAAUCCUGACAACCAAGCAGAGUUCAUCAAGUUUGUCAAAGACAACACCGAGGGAAAAGGAGUUUAUUUUGUAAUGGCUGAUGGGGGUUUCUCAGUCGAAGGUCAAGAAAACAUUCAAGAGAUUCUGUCCAAACAGCUUUAUCUUUGUCAGUUCCUGGUAGCCAUAUCCAUACUCAGGCCAGGUGGUCAUUUUGUCUGUAAGUUGUUUGACCUCUUCACCCCAUUCAGUGUCGGAUUAGUUUAUCUCAUGUACAGAAUAUUCCACAAAGUCAGUAUUUGUAAACCAGUAACCAGCAGGCCGGCCAACUCAGAGAGGUACAUCGUGUGUCAGGGUUUACGUGAAGACUUUGACCCGGUGAGACAUUACAUGCACGAAAUAAAUCUGGAUUUGAAUCGUCUGAUGGUCUCCACAUCAACACAAGAUGUUUGUGAGAUUGUGCCGAUGGAUAACUUGGAAUCAGAUCAGUGUUUCUUUAACUACAUAUACGAGUCCAAUGUAAACCUUGGUAAAAUGCAGAUUUCUGGAUUAAAGAAAAUUCAAUCAUUUGUUCAAAACACGCAACUGUAUGAAACCCGACAGGCAGAUGUGAGGAGAGACUGUUUAAAGAGAUGGAAUCUCCCUGAUGAAGUUAGGAAAGCUCCAACCAAAUCAAAUCCCAAGGUCAAGUUUGAGGCCCUCACUGGGGGUAGUGAUGUGGACUUUGUCUAUCAUGAUAUUGAGGACCUCUCUCCGGACACGCUCUCCAACAUCAAAACUCCAUACAACUAUCGAUGUUACGUCAUCGGAAACCAAGAACGAAAACGAUGGUACCUUCUUGGUUUGGGGAGAUCACAUGUGUUUAAAUGGGACGGAAAUCCACGGUCAAGAUGGAGAAAAUUAGAGGAAGACAAUAUCCGAAUAGAAUUACCAACAGACACACUGAUAGAAGUGGAGAUUGUCCAGGAGAUGAAGGGAGAGGGAACUGGACAAAGAAGAAUGAUGACCCUUCAUGCCCUCGACGCCAUGUUUCUCUAUGGCAAAGACAUCAGGAAUUAUCCUUUCAGAGACAGGAUUGAGAAGUUGAGGAAGUUUGUACACAGUAUCACCAAAUUGACCCGACCCGACCUGACCCAGAUCAUCAUACCUUAUAUGUACCGACUGGAGGAGGUCCACCAAGUUUUUGACCGGUUGGAGUUCCGGCGAGUGAAAGGCUCUAGUAAUCCCAGGUUGUGUUACAGUCCACCGGACCGGGUCGACGGAAGGGCCUUCCUCCCGUCUGGGCUCUGUAUAGUGAAAAUUGUUAAAGAUCCUUGGACUAUGGCCUUAAGUAAAUCAGCCAAUCAAAAAUACUUUUACAACACCCACACAAAAGAAUCAACAUUCAAUUGUCCUCCAACGAGUGUUGCUCACUGCAGUGAUUGCAAGAAAUCGAGCUAUAUCUGGAAGUUUGAAGAGGGAGUAAAGAUUCAUUCGGAUCAGACAUUCUCAGCCAACCCCAAAAAGAUCUCCAGAGACAAUUUCUUAGACUACAUUCACAUGUUGACCCCCCGGUGACAUUGAGUUGACCUUUUUACGACAGUGAGCUUUACAUCAUUUGACUUGAUUUCUCAUCGAUCUUUAUUGUCAUCAGCAGUUUUUAGCCAUUAUGAACAGAUCAUACAAUGUGUAUAUUGUAUUUCCUUACAUGCGUGUUACACAAACAUAAAAUGUUGAUUAUUUGCCUGUUUUGAUUUAUAUGUACAACCUGUUUAUAUUGUACUUUUGUUGUAAUACAAUUAUUUUAGUCUUUA